CUUAUAAUUAUAUAGGCUAUUUCGUUUUAAUUUGAAGUUAUUAAUAUUAUUCUAUAUUACCGUAUAUGAAAAAAAUUACUAGACGGAGAUCAUCGUGAAGGCAGUGGGGAAAUUCUCUGUAUGUCUCCGUUGGUUUGGACCGCUGGAUUAUCUGGAGGUGCUCCGUAUUUAAUAUUCAUAAAGCUGUCGUCCUCUGCAAAGUAGGGGCGUCUGUCUUUUAUUAUUUCAUUUUUAAAGCGUAAAACAUCUGAUCGGACUGAAAACUGCGAUUCAAACGCAUCAAAAACAGAGUAAAUAAGCGCUUUUCGUUUCGAAGAUUUUUCUGCAUUUGAGUUUUUCGAGGAUUUGAUGGCCGAUAUAGCUUCAGUUGAGUAAAUUACAAGAAUACAGUAAUUUACGAGUGCCUUAUUUGCUGACAAUGGGAGAUCAAAGUGAAUUCUUAUGAGUAAAACAGAUCUAUCAAUGGCUGCAAUCUUUGAACUGAGUAAUUCAGAGGAGAUAGUAGAAAUAUUAUCUGCCAGAUCAUAUUUUUGAAGCGAGAUUGGCUGUUUUGUUUAUAUUAUCUAUCUAAAAAGAAUUCAAGUUUGCAACUUAUAGCCUGGAUACUAUUUUCCCAAGUUUGGUCAUGGUAAUUCAUCCUGCUGAGCAUCAGAAUCUUUAUCUAUCACUGUGAUGAAAUGAAUUGUUUUGCAAUAAAGUGUGGUCCUUAGCAGCUCAUGGUACAUAUGACAUUUGUUACGAAUUAAGGUCAAAUGGAUAGAAUGACAUGUUCAGUGAUUUGUUCUUGGUCAAUCAGCUGAAUGCCUGGCUUUUCUUUGCCAUGGUUAUAAUAUAUGGUUGGCUGUGUUCUCAGCUUCCACACAAUGCCCAUCUUUUUUGUUUUCUUGUAUUCUCAUUUUCUUCUCAGAUUUAUCUUGAGAUCCGUUGGAGGUCUGCUCAUUGCAGGACAGCUGUUUUACUUGUAUCAUGACAAUAGCAUCUAGUGGCAUCUCCAAAGUUCUCUCUGAAAGGGAUCAUAGUAUCCAAGAUCACGUGAGAAACCAUGCACAUUUGACUAAUUUUAUUCAUUUGAAGAAUCACAUGCAUAUGGACAAGUCAAAAGCCAUGUUGGAUAAGCAAUUUUCAGGGGAGAGCUCUCUUAUGAAAGAUUUAAUCACUCUUCGACGGUCACGAUCUCUGCGGGACCCCUCUACAAGUCCGUCAUUGAAUUCUCCUAUUAUGGGCUCUGUAAUGAAGAAGCUACAAAAGGAGAGUGCAAUUAAUCUAAAUAAUCUUCAAGGCAUAAAGCCAUCUGUUGGUGAUCAUAGGAAAGAGCCGAGAAGGGCAGUCAGUGCCUCACCACUUUCUCAAAGUGACACAUCAAGGCAAACAGCAUCUGUAUUUGCAGGAUAUGGUGUGAAAGAUUCAGUUGAAGACGAUAGAAGACUAAGGAGAAGAAGGAAACUCAUUGCUAAUGCUCUUGCUGAUAGUAGGCUGAGAAAUAGAGACUUAAAAAGUAGAGGAAGGAGAAAGGGAUGGAAUGAUGAAAAGUGGAGAAGCGAUUCUGAGCUCGCAAGGAAGCCAAAAGUCAGUAAUUUGAACAGAAAAGGGUUGCCUUUGAGGGAUGUGAAGAAAGAUGUAGUCCAGAAAGAAAUAGAGGUAGGUUCUGCAAUUGGUAACAGGGAUAAUUUAACUCCUCAGUUUCACUUACAUGUUUCAGCUAGUGGGGUUAAGAAAUCCAAAAAGUACAAGUUAAAACGGAUCAAAAGACCUCAUUUUCACAGCCCUAAACAAGGACAGCAUCAUGAUACUCCAUGUCUAUCUGAUGCUUUGGAUUCUGUUGGUCAUAGAAGGAUUAGUACUAUAGAUUAUUCAGACUCACAUAAGUCUGCAGUUCAAACAGGAAAUGAGAAAUCAGCAGUUGGCAAUGCUCCUAAAAAGGGCUGUGGGAUUCCGUGGAAGUGGUCUAAAAUUCAUGAUAGAGGCAAGAGUAUCUUGGACAUGGCGGGUAGGAGCCUAUCUUGUGGGCUCUCGGAUUCAGCCACUCGAAAACUUGAAGGCCUUGACUCACAAAGCCAUUCCAGUUCUCAUCACGAGCCUUCUACUGCAUUAGAAACAUCUGAUGCCUCUUCCUUGUCCUAUGAUUCAGAUUCUGAGUCUCUUCCUUUAUUGAUUGAGCCAAGUGCAUCUCAACAAAGUGCAGAUACAGAUGCACAGGGAGGAAAGUUUUCAGGUGAGUUGGAUCUCUAUGCUGACCACCAAGUACAUGUGAGACAAAACAAUGAUAUAGAUUCAGAAACCAGAUCAACAGGUAAUAUCAGACAUGGACGAAAUAGGAAGGGUGGUGGUUCUUCUAAAUAUGAAGAAAGGAAUCAGAGCUUGUCUCAGAAGUAUGCUCCCAAGACUUUUAGAGAGUUGGUUGGGCAAAAUUUGAUAACUCAAGCUCUUAUCAAUGCUGUAGUCAAAGGGAAAAUUGCCCCAAUUUAUGUGUUCCAUGGGCCUCAUGGAACAGGUAAAACUUCAUGUGCUAGAAUCUUUUCAGCAGCCAUGAAUUGUCAUUCUAUGGAUCAGUCUCACCCUUGUGGACAGUGUCAUUCAUGUUUAGCUCAGAGUCUUGGAAGGAAUUCACAUGUAAGGGAAAUUGGUGGCAUUGGAACACUUGGAUAUGAUUGUUUUCAGAGUUCCCUCAACAAUGUGGCUAUGCAUCCUCAAUUAUCUCGCUAUCGAGUGUUUAUAAUUGAUGAUUGUGACAUUUUGUCCAGUGAUGAAUGGAAUGCACUUUAUAAAGUUCUUGAUGAAGUUCCUUGGAAUACAGUUUUUAUUUUAAUUACAUCAAAACUAGACCAUAUACCUCAUGCCAUUCUCUCCAGGUGCCAGAAAUAUUUGUUUCCAAAAUUGAAGGAAACUGAUAUUGUGAGUAAGUUGCAGAUGAUUGCCUUACGAGAGGAUUUAGAAAUUGACAAUGAAGUGUUAAAUCUCAUUGCAUCAAGGUCAAACGGAUCCAUGCGGGAUGCUGAAAUGACACUUGAUCAAUUGAGUCUUUUGGGGCAAAGGAUAUCUCUGUCCUUGGUUCAGGAGCUUGUUGGGCUGAUACCAGAUGAGAAAUUGGUAGACUUACUUGAUUUGGCUUUGUCUGCGGACACUGUGAAUACGGUGAAGAGUUUGAGAGAGCUCAUGGAGGCAGGGGUGGAACCGCUGGCUUUGAUGUCACAAUUAGCAACAUUAAUAACUGAUAUUCUUGCUGGCAGUUACAAGUUACAUAAAGAAAGACACAAGAGAAUGUUUUUUCACAAACAUACAUUAUCUAAAGAAGAGAUGAAUAGGCUGCGACAAGCUCUUAGAACUCUUUCUGAGGCUGAGAAACAGCUUUUAUUGUCAAAUGACCGAACGACAUGGUUGACAGCUGCUUUGCUACAACUUGCUCCAGAUCCAUCACAUAAAUUUCGUAGCUCUUCUUCAGGAACCAGUGCCAUUCAGAGCCCUGUAGCAUAUGCAAUGGAAAAAGAAAAAGUUGGUCGAGAAGUAAUUGGUGUUCUAUGGAAUAACCUGGAGAAGCAUUCCAAGUCAAUACAAUAUGCAAAAGGUUCCCCCAUGUUUGAAAGUGGUGGUUCUGGCAUGAGGGAGAGGAUUCCUACUAAGAUAUCAAGAGAGUUUAAUUUAAGCAAUCAUGCAGGAAAUGUGGCAAAAACUCAGUCUUUGGAGAUUGCAGGAGGAAGGAAAGACAUAGCAUCUUCUGAACAUAGUGAGAACGUCAUAUUACAUGGUAAAGUAGAUCAGAUGGAAUUUCACAAGAAGCAACAUAAAACAAGACCAGUGGAUUUUAUUUCAUCUUGUUCACAACAAUACCAGUCAACGGCCAGCUGUCCAAUUGGAGUUCAAAAUAAUUUUUCACCUUCAAAUAAAGGUACUGGUCCAGUGGGAGUUGUUUUGGCACUUGAUCAAUCAGUCAAUUCAGGUGCUACCCAAAAGGUUGCUUUUGACCCCAAUCAAAGCAGAUUACAGCUAGGUGCAUCUACUAUUGUUGCUGAAAACAAUUCAGUGGUCAGAAUUCAGGCCAGUGAAAAGGAAACUUGUCAAUCCCAUAAUGAGGAUUCCUCAAGUGAGAAUGUUAGACCUGAAUUUGUUUAUUCCUCUAUUCAAGCAGCUGGUUGUGGCCAGCAUGUCAUACCCAGAGCCCAUUCAGAUGAACACAUGGAAAACACAUGGGAGCAGGAAGCUCAUUCUUCUUCACUCUGUACACCUCUGGAUGGACAUUCAUGUUCAGAGGCAUACACAAGAGAACAACUCCACUCACAAAGCAUGCUCAAGAGUAAAUCCUCGCGUGGUAGUGCGAUUGAGCAGUCACAGAAAAGUACUGAUGGACUUAAUCAGAAUUUCCAAUCUAAUAACUUAUAUGGCUCAUCUGAACAAAAUAGCAGAGGGGAACAGGGAACUGAUAUUUUGACCUUUAUUUCCAAGGAAGGAGAAUCCAUUGCUGAAAAAAUUGAAGAAGAAAACUUGAGACUUGAAUCCAAAUCUAGAGGACUUCUUUGCUGGAAGACACCCAAAGUCAAUAGUGGGAAGAGCAUGAAAUCCAAGAAUCAGACGAGAAGACCAAGGUUCUUUCAAAAACUUGUUCCAUGUGCAAAGCAAAGACCGUAAUCUACAAAUUUUGUCUCUUUCAUGUCUAAACCAAAUGUUGUAAGAAAUUAGGCAACAUGUAAAUUCAUCGAGAAUGAUCAAUGUAAAAGGUAUUUCAAUGGAAUGUAAUAUCUUAUUUAGAGAGGGAAAUGCACUUAGGCAGGUGUAUGCAUGCCUCUUAUUUAAUUCCGCUUUUCUUUAAUUUUAAGCAUUUAGAGUUUGUGAUGUAAGUAAAUUUAAAUAAUCAAAAUUUAUUUGGUGGGAUAUUGGAGGAUCAAGGUGCUAUCAUGUAUUUGUUUAUUUGUCAUCAU
Molecule: messenger RNA, 4910 nt
Organism: Cryptomeria japonica (Japanese cedar)
Lineage: Eukaryota; Viridiplantae; Streptophyta; Pinopsida; Cupressales; Cupressaceae
Product: protein STICHEL-like 3
Exons: 7
Coding region: 967-4620 (1217 amino acids)
Biological process (GO): DNA repair; DNA-templated DNA replication
Cellular component (GO): DNA polymerase III complex; nucleus; DNA replication factor C complex
Molecular function (GO): DNA-directed DNA polymerase activity; DNA clamp loader activity; DNA binding
Source: RefSeq, a predicted model, not a curated record